GGGACCGAGGGGGAGGCAGAGGCACUGCAAUUCACACACUCGAUAUGUCUUCUAGCGGCACUGGUCCAUCAUCAUAGUAUAGUUGCAUCCGUGGUUUUGACUUCUGCCCUUGGCAUUGCGGAGGCAGGCGGGUGUGAGUGCACUAGAUCGGAACCUCAGGUGCAGGUGUGGAAAUUACAAUAUUCUAUCUGACGUCGUUGAUAGAAGAGAAAGGGGUUAUGCAAACGCGCGGAGCGAAACCCUCGUGAUUGGUUGAAGGGGUGAGGUCAGGUAGGAGUCGAGGCGCCGUUUGUUUAAAAACCCCUCCCCGUAUGCCGUGCAUUUAGACGCGAAUCAAUUUUCGUGUCUUUAUGUUCAAGACGGCCAACUACCCGAUGGCUGCGGAUCCCGGGCCCACCAUCAUGCAUGGGAGUUGGUUCAACAACACAGGCUUCAGGGGAAACAAUACGCCUGUGACGGUUGAGAAACCGAAGAAGGCAUUUUACCUGGUCAGAAUGAUGUCUCUCAACAACAAUAAGAAAGAGCAACAAACCAACCAUCAGCAUCACCAGAAUAGCAAUAUGCCCUUCAUGAUCCACUGUCACAUCGGGAAAGAGAUCAAGCACAUUUGCAGCAACUGCAGCCGAGCGAACGAUACCCAGGACGCAGAGGACGUCGAGAGGCUGGCCGCAAUGUGCUCUGAGUCCCUGGUCCCUGGCACGCACACCCCACCCAUCCGCCGCCGCAGCAAGUUUGCCACUCUGGGCCGUCUCCUCAAGCCCUGGAAGUGGAGGAAGAAGAAGAGUGAGAAGUUCAGGCAGACCUCUGCAGUGCUGGAGAGGAAGAUGUCGGUAAGGCAAAGCAGAGAGGAGCUGAUUAAGAGAGGCGUGCUGAAGGAGAUCUUUGAGAAAGCAACCGUGGAAUUCCAAUCCUCGAUGGAGGGCGGAGUCUGUACUCAGGAGCCCUCUAGUAUGAAGUCGUCUAUGGUCCUUCCUUCAAAGAAAUCUGUUGGUUUCCUCUGCAACGUUCAGGACAACUCCGCCAAGCCCCCCAUGUACCACAAACAGCCCCCUGCGCUCCCCCCCAGACCCUUCAACAGGAUUCCCAACUACAGCACAGACUCUUGCCAGCAGAUGAAGCUGUCCUGUAUGCCAGGCCAGGGAGGGAAGCUCUCUCCUUCGCUACCUCCCAAGAAGGUUAUGAUCUGUGUGCCUCAAGGGGGGAAUGGACAGCUCCUCCCCCUCCCCCCUCAGCACUUUCUCCCAGCAGAAGUGCCCCCCUCUACAGGGCCACCCCCAGGGCCACCCCUCCCACCAUGGCCCUCUGCUGCCCUCGCAGCUCACAGCCCUGGCCAACCUCCACCAGGGCCUCCUGGGGGGGUGGGAACCACCAUAACCACGGGCACACCCACAACCAUGGCCACAGCCACCCACUCCAGCUGCAGUACGGAUCCAUGCAAGGCCACACCCCCAGCCGCAUUAUCGAGGAGCUCAACAAGACGCUGGCCUUCAACCUGCAGAGGCUGGAGAAGUGAGUUCAAUGCAAUGCAUUCUGGUCAGUGUAGUCUGCUGGACAGAAGCCAGGUGCCCUCUGUGGUCAUCGACGAGGACAACAAGGAGAACAUGCCCAACGAGUCCGACUACGAGGACCUACCCAGCAUGUACAAAGAUGAGGAUGAAUAUGAUGACGAGGAUGAUGAUGAUUCGCUCUUUACAAGUACCCUGGCUCUGAAGGUGUUGAGGAAGGACUCUCUGGCCGUCAAGCUGAGUAAUCGUCCAUCUAAGAGUGAGCUGGAGGAGAAGAACAUCCUGCCAAUGCAGACUGACGAGGAGAGGCUGGAGUCCAGGCAGCUGAUAGGCACCAAGCUCACACGGCGGUUGAGUCAGAGGCCCAGUGCUGAGGAGCUGGAACAGAGGAAUAUCCUGAAACCGCGCAACGAGCAGGAGGAGUUGGAGGAGAAGCGGGAGAUAAAACGCCGGCUAACGCGAAAGCUGAGUCAGAGGCCCACGGUGGAGGAGCUGAGACAGGCGAAGAUCCUGAUCCGCUUCAGUGACUACGUAGAGGUGUCUGACGCCCCGGAACACGACCGGCGGGCAGACAAACCCUGGACACGCCUCACAGCAGCCGACAAGGCAGCUAUACGGAAGGAACUCAACGAUUUCAAGAGCAACGAGAUGGAAGUGCAUGAGUCAAGUCGCCAUUUAACCAGGUUUCACAGACCAUAGACUAUCACUGUCUGAUUGGAACGCUGGACAGACUGGCUGUUUUCCACUGAGAACCAUAAGUGCUGGACAGGAAAUGGUGCUCAUUUCUACAAUAAGGCCAUGUCUUCUGAUCUGAAAUGCCUUUCAAUACCCUGCAACUGAGUUGGUCGGUAGCUUCCCCUCCAGAGACAAACAGUAGAUGGACACCUGAAUUAGUAGCACAUAAUCUACCCCCCCCCCCCAAUUCUCACCCAUCUUAACAUCUUUUCUUUCUGUGUAACUGACUAGCUGGUCCCACACCCCAAUGCUGAACGCUCAGGAAAGCACCUCCGUGCUUUGGGGAUGAUGGUAGUGGGAUAGGCUGGUUGGGAUUGGACACCUGCCAUCUCCAUCAUUGACUGGCUGUGAUGACACCUGUGCCCCUCCCUCAGUGUCAUUCUUGGCUGUGAUUGAUCUGUUGCUCUUGGUGAGAGGAGCCUCCACUUCCUCACUCUCUCUUCAUCAAAAAGGACAGUUUUAACCCCUCUAUCCAUGGACCUUGGGAGAGAUGGACUUCAACCACUUGGAGAACGUUAUCCUGGCUUGGUUAAGAUUAACCUGGUGUUGUUUGUAGAGUCACCUGUAGUGUUUGAAUGGUGAAAGAGAAAAAGAAGUGGGGGAUCCAUACGACACUCCAGAAUUGUGUGCAAUAUUUUUCCUCUGCUCUUCUUGGGUUAUAGCGCCCUCUGGGGCUCACCCGGUGUCAUUAUGUAAUCUCACCUGUACUUCUCCCCAACAUGGGCAGUUCAAUUCCCACUGUUACUGACAAUGUUGUCUAUUGCUAACUGUGAAUUUGAGAGUGCAGACAAUAUUUUGGUUUUGUUUCCACUCUCCAAAUAUACAUCGUGUUUAUACACACAUGAAAGUAACAAGAGAAUCACACUUCAAUUUUGUCCAUUUCAUGUUGGGAUCUUAAAAGGGUCAAUUCAAUGAACAAUGCAGCUGGCAGAUAAUGCACUAACUGUAUAUAUGUGUUAAGGUUGAACAGCUUUUUAAAUCAUUUUAGUUUAGUUUUUAAAAGUGGUGCUUUGAUUUUAAACUGAGUUGUGGCUUCAGGGGAUGUCACAGGCCUCUGAUAUAGACUUCCUCCAGGAAGAGAGAAUCUGCUUCCCAAAUGGCACCCUAUUUCCUAUAAAGUGCACUACCUUUGUCCAGAGCCAUAUGGGCUCUGGUCAAAAGUAGCGCACUAAAUGGGGAAUAGGGUGCCAUUUAGAACGGAACCCUUGGUUUGGCGUCCAGGAAUACUUUAUGGUUUUUAUUAUUCAUUGUUGAGGAUCAAGCUUUUCUCUCGUUUUUGCAUUAUGUUUAAUGAACUCUGCUCAUGUGAGUGCCCUGCACUUGGUUCUGUUUUUGGGGGGGAUUUUGUCUUUUUUGUUUGUUUCCUGUGUCUACUUAAGAACAAGCAAUAUUCUUUCUGCCUCUUGGCAAACUGUAUGAAAACCCUGUUUUCUAGUUUGUUCUUGUUUUCUUACUGUGGAUAUUUAAAUCACAGAGUAUUCUUUUUAUUUUUUUUUACUCUUCUUGUAAAAAUUACAAUGUAAAUGGUCCUCUUUCAUUUC
Messenger RNA from Oncorhynchus gorbuscha (pink salmon), 3781 nucleotides. Its product is annotated as phosphatase and actin regulator 1-like. Gene Ontology annotation, biological process: cell motility; stress fiber assembly. Lineage: Eukaryota; Metazoa; Chordata; Actinopteri; Salmoniformes; Salmonidae. Gene Ontology annotation, molecular function: actin binding. The record is from RefSeq and is a predicted model, not a curated record. Bases 351 to 2204 code for a protein of 617 amino acids. The transcript has 12 exons.